Messenger RNA from Gregarina niphandrodes, 1473 nucleotides. Its product is annotated as putative U4/U6 small nuclear ribonucleoprotein PRP4. The transcript is spliced from 2 exons. The coding region runs from base 1 to 1473 and encodes 490 amino acids. Gene Ontology annotation, biological process: mRNA splicing, via spliceosome. NCBI's taxonomy places the organism in Eukaryota, Apicomplexa, Conoidasida, Eugregarinorida, Gregarinidae. Gene Ontology annotation, cellular component: U4/U6 x U5 tri-snRNP complex. Gene Ontology annotation, molecular function: protein binding; U6 snRNA binding; U4 snRNA binding. The record is from RefSeq and is a predicted model, not a curated record.
AUGACAAAUGAGAAGCAAAAGGCGUGGGAUAAAGCCGUGGAAGCCCGUGGUCUUAUCCUGCCUACUGCAGAUAAAGAUGUUCGCUUAGCGUUGCGGCUCAAGGGAGAGCCCCAAACAGUAUUUGGCGAAGGUCCGUUUGAGCGGAGAGAACGACUAAGGUUUGUAGUGCAGAAGAAAGGGCCGCUGCCAAUCAGCGCCUCGCUGUCCAUUGAAAGCAACGCGGUGGUCAAGGCCGAUGAGACAUUUUACACGGAAGGGACGACUGCUCUGAAGGAGGUGCGGACUGCGAUUGCCCAGUGGUCUAUGUACCACGCAUUCGUGGCCAAGCGUGCAGCGCUGGCGAACGAAGACCCGGAGCAGGUCAGAGCGGACGAGGGCGUGAAGAAGGAAGACGGGGUUGGAGGCGAAAGUGGAAGAAAUCGGGGAGGGGGCGGCUUCGCUGCCGAAGGCAGAAUAGUCAACGAAAGCGACUGGAUGGGCUAUGACUGGACGGGCUAUGACUGUAUGAGCUCCGUGGUUGCAGACAUGAGACCUCUGCUUGGCGGUGCCUGGGAUCCGUCUGGUUGUUACUUGGCAGCUGGCGGGCUCUCUACGGAGAUUACAUUGUGGAACAGUUCGCUAACGGAGCAUUUCAAGCUGGUUGAGAGCCACAAGUCGCGGGUCCAUCACAUGCACUGGAACCCCCGAAAGCGCGAGAUGCUGGCGACUUGCGACGGAGAAGGUGUCAUUGCAAUAUGGAGAAGUGAGACUGCGGACGACGGCGUUCAACUCCCGAAUGCCGAAUCCCAGGACGCCCCCGGGCGGGUAGCGGACUCGGAGAUGGCGGAGUUUGGUCGUAGUUUGCGUGUGGCGGCUCGGCUGGUAGGUCACGAGUUGCGCGUUAAUCGUCUGGAUUUCCACCCGUCAGGUUGUUGGUUGGCGUCUACCUCGCAUGACGAGACCUGGCGGUAUUGGGACCUGGAGAAGGAGUUGGUGCUCCAAGAGGGGCAUGCCCGCGGGGUCUACGGCCUUCGUCACCAUCCCCACGGCGGUUUAUUGGCUACGUCGGAUUUGGGUGGCAUCGUUCGCGUCUGGGACCUGAGGACGGGCAAGUCCGUCAUGGAGCUGCAGAAGCAUGUCGACCAGGUCUUGGCACUGGACUGGCACCCGUUGCAGUCUCACAUACUCGCGAGCGCUGGCGGAGACAAAGCCAUCAGGGUCUGGGACGUUCGUAAACUCGACUGCACCCACGUCUUAGGUGGCCACAAAAACCUUGUCUCAAGUCUCCAGUUCGCCGCCGACGGCGCCGUCUUCCUCACCGGCAGCCACGACUGCACCGCUCGCAUCUGGCACGGCUCCUCGUACCAGUGCCUCAAGGUACUCGUUGGUCACGAAGGCUUCGUCAACGGAGCCAGCAUCAACCCGCAGCGACAGAUCUGCACCACCUCCUUCGACCGGACUGUGAAGCUUUGGUUUUGCCCACGAGCUCUUUGA